UAGGAGGAAUAAAACAAGCAAGGGAGCCUUUUCAGAGGCAAAUCCCACCUACUACUACUACUAUUACUCCUACUAUACACACUACCACUUGUAUUAUCGUAAUCAGGCCGAAGACAAUCACCGCAAUGUUCCGAGCAACUUUGAUAAGCAAUUUGCGUGUAGGCUAUGUUAGAUAUUUAUCCCAAGUUGCCACUUCUAGACCAUCUACUCUUCAGAUAUCAGAGGAAAAGGGAGUGCGUUAUAUAACUCUAGCAAAUCCAAAAACAAGAAAUGCACUCUCCCUGCAUGUUCUUGAAGAGCUACAUGAAGCUGUAAACAAGGAAAAUCCAUCCCUUAGAUGCAUAGUGUUAGGAGCAGAGGGGAAGGUCUUCUCAGCUGGACAUAAUUUGAAGGAAUUGACAGCUAAGGAUGGCCAUGCUUAUCACCAGAAGGUAUUUGAUUCAUGCACAAGACUGAUGUUGGCUUUGCAGAAUAUUAGUGUUCCAGUAAUUGCUAAAGUUAAUGGGAUAGCAACAGCAGCAGGGUGUCAGUUGGUUGCAUCUUGCGACAUUGUCAUUGCUACAGACACAUCUUCAUUUUCAACUCCAGGAGGAGGUGUUGGUAUAUUUUGUUCAACACCUGGAAUACCUUUAGUAAGAUGUGUACCUAGAAAAGUGUCAGCUCAUAUGCUUUUGACUGGUCUUCCAAUAUCUGCAGAUGAGGCACUGAGAGCUGGACUUGUAUCAAAAGUUGUUCCUGAGAGUGAAUUAGACAGUGAAAUUCAGAGGACUAUAGAAGCCAUUGUAAGCAAAAGCAAAGCAGUAAUUGCCUUGGGCAAGUCAUUUAUGUACAGACAAAUGGAAAUGAAGAUUGAAGAUGCAUACAGAGAGGGAUCGUGUGUUAUGGUGAACAACAUCAACAUGAAUGAUGGACAAGAAGGAAUAAACAGCUUCAUUGAAAAAAGAAAGCCAAAUUGGUCUCAUAAAUGUUAAUUGUACUUCUUUUGUAAGUCCUACAUAGAACCAGUGUGUGCUUUUUUAAUAGUAUACUAUCCUAUAUCCUAGUCGGCUGUAAUGUAGUAAUGUCCAGAUUUUCACUAUUAUUGUAAGAAAAGAUGCUUUACAUUAUAAAGUAAUAUACAUA
Messenger RNA from Macrobrachium nipponense, 1122 nucleotides. Its product is annotated as enoyl-CoA hydratase domain-containing protein 3, mitochondrial-like. The transcript has 7 exons. Gene Ontology annotation, molecular function: hydro-lyase activity. NCBI's taxonomy places the organism in Eukaryota, Metazoa, Arthropoda, Malacostraca, Decapoda, Palaemonidae. Gene Ontology annotation, cellular component: mitochondrion. The record is from RefSeq and is a predicted model, not a curated record. The coding region runs from base 126 to 971 and encodes 281 amino acids.